GUCAUAACAUCUCAGUGAGAUCAACUCGAUCUGCAUGUAGCAAGUCGUUUAAAGUAUGUUGGAGGAUAUAACGAGCAGUGUAUCUUUACUAUUAUUAGCUGUCGUCUUGCUAAUAACAUGGAUGUACAUGAACAUACGGCGGCCACCUGGAAUGCCACCUGGUCCAACACCCUACCCUUUCAUUGGGAAUGUGUCAAUAUUAAUGGGAAAAACCGCAGGACAGGAGAUUUUCAGAGAUAUGACGAAGAAGUACGGACCCAUAAUUUCCUUCAAGGUUGGACCUUCCUGGUCUGUAGUAAUCAACAAUUACGAGUUGACACAAGAAGCUUUGUUGACGAAACCAAAUGAUUUUAGUGGACGUCCUACUCUCUAUCUUCUGGAUUGGUUUAGUGACAAUCAGAAGGAUAUUGCCUUUGCUCAACCUACUCCAAUCUGGAAGUUCCACAGAAAACUAGCUCACACCGCUAUCAGUCUACCUUUCAGAAAAUACGCAACUGGCGAAUACUUGGAGAAACUCAUUGAAGAAAUUAUACCGCAUGUGAAAGAUGUCUUGACGCAGAAGGCUUGGGCGCCAUUCGAUCCAGGCGAAGUCGUCACACUCGCAGUCUAUGAUGUUAUUGCUUCAAUGUGCUUUGGCCAUAAGUAUGCCUUCAAUGACACUCACUUGCUUAGAUUCAUCCUGCUAUCAAAAGAGAUGAAUAAGCUAUUCGGAAAUGGUACCCUUGCUGACUUCGUUCCCUUGGCUCGGUUCAUACCAAGUCCAGUAGUCAAUAGACUUAAGAAAUUGGCAACAGAGUUUCUAGAGUUAAUUCAUGAACCCGCCAAUGAUCUAAUAGAGCUUCUUUUACAAGCACAGAAAGAAGCAGAAAAAGAGGGAAAUGAAGACAUUUCCAGUAAAUUAACAGACGUAUAUAUCAAACAAAUCGUGUCAAACCUGUUCAGUGCUGGUACGGACACAUCAUCAACAACAUUACUGUGGUGUAUCGCCUGUAUGGUCGACAACCCGACUGUACAGGAAAACAUCAAGAAGGAACUUGGCGAAGUCAUUGGAGAAAGACCUCCGAGAUUAAAUGACCGCGGAAAGUUGCCGUAUACGGAGGCUACCAUCAUGGAAAUAAUGAGAUUCGGAACAGUUGCACCGCUUGGUGUUACUCAUCGAGCACUCAAAAACUCUUCCAUCGGCUCUUACAGGAUACCUGAAAAUACCUGGGUGUUUGUAAACCACUGGGCACUUCACAAUGACCCACAAUAUUGGGAUGCGCCAGAGAUUUUUCGGCCAGUUGUGUCUUUUAGAAAAUACGCAACUGGAGAAUAUUUAGAAAAUCUCAUAGGAGAGAUUUUCCCUCGUAUUCAGGGCGUCAUGACACAGAAGGCAGGUACACCGUUUGAUCCACGCGAAGUCAUCACACUCGCAGUCUAUAAUGUAAUCGCUUCAAUGUGCUUUGGUCAUAAGUAUGAAUUCAAUGACACUGACCUACGUCGAUUCAUUGAGAUACAAAAAGAAAUCAAUGAACUGUCUGGAAAUGGUACCCUUGCUGACUUCAUUCCCUUGGCUCGGUUCCUACCAAGUCCAACUGUCAACAGAUUCAAGAAAAUAUCAACAGAAAUCUUCAAGAUGUCUCAAAAAGAAAUUAGGCAACAUUUGGAAAGAUAUAGUCCGGAUGAACCCGCUUAUGAUCUAAUAGAGCUACUUUUACAAGCACAGAGAGACGAAUCAGAAAGUAAUGAAGGCAACGGCAAUAAAUUAACAGACGUACACAUCAAACAAAUUAUUCUGGAUCUUUUCCUUGCUGGGACGGACACGUCAUCAACAACAUUACUGUGGUGUAUCGCCUGUAUGGUCGACAACCCUGCUGUACAGGAAAAAAUCAAGAAUGAACUUGACGGAGUCAUAGAAGACAGACCUCCGAGAUUAAGUGAUCGUGGAAAGUUGCCGUACACGGAGGCUACCAUCAUGGAAAUAAUGAGAUUUGGAACAGUUAUACCGCUUGGUCUUACUCAUCGAGCACUUAAAGAUUCUUCCAUUGGCUCGUACAGUAUACCUGAAAAUACUUCGGUAUUCUUUAACCUAUGGGCACUUCACAAUGACCCGAAAUACUGGGAUGCUCCGGAUGAUUUCCAACCAGAGCGAUUUUUGGAUUCCUCCAACUCUGUUAAGCAACGUCUACCAAGCUUUCUGCCGUUCUCCACUGGUCGCAGAGUGUGUGUUGGAGAAUCCUUGGCUAAAGCUGAGAUUUUCCUUCUUUUUACGUGGUUAAUUCAGAAUUACAAAUUCUCCAAGCCACCAGGUGUGGAAGGGCCAGUAGCGAUCGGUGGUCUCCCACAGGCUAUAAAUAUUCCAAAGCCUUAUAAAACUGUUGCUACUCUACGCGAUAAUAACAAGUAAUAAUCAAAUUUAAUAAAUAAUAAUAAUAAUAUAUAUUAUUAUUAAUAACAAUAAUAAUACUGACAAUGAAGAUGAUGACAAUGAUGAUGAUGAUAAUUGUAAUAAUUUGA
Molecule: messenger RNA, 2496 nt
Organism: Anneissia japonica
Lineage: Eukaryota; Metazoa; Echinodermata; Crinoidea; Comatulida; Comatulidae
Product: cytochrome P450 2U1-like
Exons: 15
Coding region: 56-2386 (776 amino acids)
Biological process (GO): progesterone metabolic process; hormone biosynthetic process
Molecular function (GO): heme binding; iron ion binding; steroid 17-alpha-monooxygenase activity
Source: RefSeq, a predicted model, not a curated record